This is a messenger RNA of Penaeus chinensis, 1463 nucleotides long. RefSeq names its product mannose-1-phosphate guanyltransferase alpha-A-like (gene Gmppa). Bases 139 to 1395 code for a protein of 418 amino acids. Gene Ontology annotation, biological process: biosynthetic process. The transcript is spliced from 10 exons. Lineage: Eukaryota; Metazoa; Arthropoda; Malacostraca; Decapoda; Penaeidae. Gene Ontology annotation, cellular component: cytoplasm. The record is from RefSeq and is a predicted model, not a curated record. Gene Ontology annotation, molecular function: transferase activity.
GUUUUCUGUGAGGAUUCGCCCACAGAGGACGUGGCUCUUCUGCUCCUCGGCUGCCUGUUGACGUGUGCGGCGGGGAAGAGGCUCAAGGCAGUCGCUGUGGCACUCGGGACGCUCGCUCAGGCACUCGGGGCAGGCAAGAUGAUGUUGAAGGCUGUUAUACUCAUUGCUGGGCCUCAGAAAGGCACACGCUUUCGACCCUUGUCCCUGGAUGUCCCAAAGCCGCUGUUCCCAGUGGCUGGCCUCCCGAUGGUUCAGCAUCACAUAGAGGCACUUGCAUCUUUACCAGAUCUGAGGGAAAUUCUACUCCUUGGAUACUUCCCUGCCCAACAACUACAACAGUUUGUAGCUGACAUGAUGGCUACUUACAAGAUAAGAAUAAGAUAUCUCCAGGAAUAUCAAGCUUUAGGAACGGCAGGAGGAAUCUAUCAUUUCCGUGAUCAGAUAAGCUCAGGGAAUCCUGAUGCUUUCUUUGUGCUAAAUGGGGAUGUAUGUGGAGACUUUCCCCUGCAGGAAAUGCUUGACUUCCACACCAAUCUUACCACACCUUCCCUCAUUACUAUUAUGGGUACUGAAGCCACAAGACAACAGUCUACUAUGUAUGGUUGCAUUGUUGAAGCAAAAGACACACACCAGGUCCUCCAUUAUGUUGAGAAGCCAUCCACUUUUGUAUCAAACCUGAUUAACUGUGGUGUAUACAUCUGCUCCCCUGAUAUAUUUAAAAGAGUGGGUGAAAUUUUUAACUCAAGACAAGAUUUUUACAGUGAUGACAGUGAGGGCAAUGAAUCUAUUCAGCUGGAACAAGACAUUCUGAUGCCCAUUGCAGGCACUGGUCAAGCCUAUGUUUACACUACAGACAGGUGGUGGUCUCAAAUCAAGACUGCAGGCUCUGCCAUUUAUGCCAAUCGCCAUUACCUUCAACUCUACCACAAGCAGAAGGAAGAUCGCUUAGCCACAAAUGGGCCGGAUAAGCCAACAAUCAUUGGUGAUGUUUACAUUCAUCCAACAGCAAGUGUUGAUCCAUCUGCAGUGUUGGGUCCAAACGUGAGUGUAGGAAAGAAUGCAGUAAUUGGUGCAGGUGUCCGUAUCCGAGAAUCUAUUAUUCUUGGCAACACAACAAUACAAGAACAUAGCUGUGUGCUUUAUACGGUGGUUGGAUGGAAUUCGACAGUUGGAGCUUGGUCACGCCUAGAAGGAACACCUUGUGACCCAAAUCCAAAUAAACCCUUUGCCAAAAUGGAUAAUGUACCUCUUUUUAAUAAUGAGGGCAAAUUAAAUCCUUCAAUAACAAUCCUUGGUACUGAUGUGAGAGUCUCAUCAGAAGUGGUGGUAUUAAACUCCAUUGUGCUUCCAAAUAAAGAACUCUCUACUAGCAUCCUCAAUCAGAUUAUUCUUUGAGUUGCAUCUUUCUUUGACUGGACACAAGGCAAUUUUAGGGUGUAAUGUGUCAUUUCCCAAAUCUAGGU